Messenger RNA from Prosopis cineraria, 1245 nucleotides. Its product is annotated as isoflavone 7-O-methyltransferase-like. Lineage: Eukaryota; Viridiplantae; Streptophyta; Magnoliopsida; Fabales; Fabaceae. The transcript has 2 exons. The coding region runs from base 1 to 882 and encodes 293 amino acids. The record is from RefSeq and is a predicted model, not a curated record. Gene Ontology annotation, biological process: methylation. Gene Ontology annotation, molecular function: protein dimerization activity; O-methyltransferase activity; S-adenosylmethionine-dependent methyltransferase activity.
AUGCCAGGACCCAACUCAAGGAAACCCCACAUUAGGCCCACUCAAUCAUGUCUGAAGGCUGGACCUUUUAAAAGAGCUCUUCAAAAUCAAAGAAAUCACCAUAUAGUUAUAGAUUCCAUUGAAGCCGUCCCAGAAAGUGAGUGCUUUAAAGCUCAAGCUCACUUGUACAGCUACAUUUUUAGCCACAUUAAUGGCAUAGUUCUCAAGUGUUUUGUUCAGCUAGAUAUCCCAGACAUAAUCUACAAGCAUGGCCAACCCAUCACUAUUCCUCAAUUGAUCUCCAAACUAGAAAUUCAACCAACCAAAACUGCCUUUGUAGAGAGGCUUGUUCGCUUCUUGGUGCACAAUGGCUUCUUACCAAAAACCAAAGUGCACGAGCAAGAUGAAGAAAUGGAGGUAUACACUCUCAUUUCUUCUAAACUACUCAUCAAAUGCAUGGAACCAAACCUGGCACCAAUGGUGUUAUCGUUUGUCGACCCUAGUUUCUUAGAUCCGUUUGAUUUUUUGGGAAGCUGGUUCAAACAGAGGGAGACGGUAACUGAGAUUGCCCUUGGGGCAACCAUUUGGGAAAUUUUUGAAAGAGAUUCUCAAAGAUUGAAGUCUCCCAAUGAAGCCAUGGCGAGUGAUUCACGAAUGAUUAGUGUCAUACUUAAAGACUCUAAAUCGAUCUUUCAAGGAUUGGAAUCCAUAGUUGAUGUUGGAGGCGGCACAGGCACCACAUGCAAAAUCAUCUCUGAAGCAUAUCCUCAUCUGAAAUGCAUAGUUUUUGAUCGUCCACAUGUUGUGGAAAAUUGUUCAGGAAGCAAUAACUUGAGUUAUUUUGGUGGCGACAUGUUUGAAUACAUACCUUCUGCCGAUGCUGUACUAUUGAAGGCAAGUUAAAAAAUUAUUUAGUCUAUAACAAAACUCUUAUUAUUAAGAUUUUUAACAUUUUAAAACUUACUUAUUUUGAUUUGAUUGGAUAAAAAUAUCCAUUAAUUAUAUAAAACUAAGUAUGUUUGUCAUCUCGUUUUAUUAAUAUCAAUAGCUUCUAAAUGUUGAUUCAAGUCCCAACUAAUCUAUAUUGAGCCGACCAAAUUAAACCACAUAUGUUAAAUCUCUACCAAUCAUUUACUUAAUUCCUUUAUUUAUAUACUAUUGCUUUAGGUUUUAGAUUUCUUAUUAUUAAUGUUGUUAUUGAAUAUUUUAAUGAAUUUUUGAAAAGGGAGAACAUUUGGUGUUGGUAAUGAUUUUGUGCAGGCACCU